GUGCCUUGAUCGCUCACGAUUUUACGGCUAAUUAUGGCGCGCGUGUAAUAUACACACUGCUGGGAGUUCAUAUGUGUCGUAGUUCCCGCAUUUUAUUUGCGAGCUUUGAGGUUAAAGAUUGUGUCAAUAAUCCUAAGCAGUUAUUCCCACCAGUAUGUCUGAGUCGCUGAAGGUAGAAAGAUUCAUUCGGUGUUUAUAAUAUAUUUGAAAUCCACGGCGGCGCGCGGCGCGCCAGUCGGCCGGCCGGCCGCGCCGCGUGCUGGCGGCCCGCGCAGCCGCGCCAUGGCCGACGAGCAGCGCUACAUCGUGGACGUGUUCGUGGGCGCGCUCAGCUCUCACUACGAGUCGCUCAGCAUCCAGGCCAGCAAGGCCACAUCGGCCGCCGAGAUAGUGCUGUGCAUCGCCGAGAAGCUGCAGCUGCCCGAGCCGGCCGCCUUCGAGCUGGCCGAGGUGGUCGGCGACGAGCACGGCAGGGAGUGCAAGGAGCGCCGGCUGGCCGGUGACGAGCGGCCCGUGGCCGUGCAGCUGUUGUGGCCGCGCCAGCAGCAGCAGCAUCAGCAGCAGCACAGACUGUACCUGCGGGACAAACUCUCUGACGCGCUAUGGACGGAGAACCUGUCGGCCGAACCGCAGAUCCUGCGGGACUACUUCUCGCGCUUCAUGUGCCAGCCUCGGGACCGGGAGUACCCGGACCUGUGCCAGCUGCCCGACCUCACCGAGGACACGCUGCUGGGAAACCUGCGCGCCCGCUUCGCCAGCGGACACAUCUACACGUACGUCAACUCGAUCCUCAUCGCGCUCAACCCGUUCAAGUUUUACCCGAUCUACAACCCCAAGUAUGUGAAGCUGUACCAGUCGCGGCGCCUGGACGAACUGCCGCCGCAUAUUUUCGCCAUCGCCGACGCCGCCUACCAGAAGAUGCUGCGCGGCGGCCGCAACCAGUGUAUAGUGAUCAGUGGCGAGAGUGGCAGUGGUAAGACGGAGAGCACCAACUUCCUGCUGCACCACCUAACGGCGCUCAGCCACAAGGGCGCGCUGGCGUGCGGCGUCGAGCAGACCAUCCUGGCCGCCGGGCCCGUCCUGGAGGCCUUCGGCAACUCCAAGACGGCGCACAACAACAACUCGAGCCGCUUCGGCAAGUUCAUCCAGGUCAACUACAAGGAGAACGGCCAGGUGCACGGCGCGGUGGUGCAAAAGUACCUGCUGGAGAAGUCGCGUAUCGUCUCCCAGGCGCGGAACGAGCGCAACUACCACGUGUUCUACUACUUGCUGGAGGGCGCCUCGGAGGAGGAGAGGCAGCAGCUGCACCUGCUGCCGCCGUCCCAGUACCGCUACCUCAGCCAGAGCGAGUGUAACAGCCUGGAGGGCGUGGACGCCAAGUACGAGUUCAGCCGGCUGCGCCAGUCCAUGGAGAUGGUGGGAUUCUCGCCGGACAAGCAGAGCAAGCUGUUCGCCCUCCUCUCGGCCGUGCUCCUAAUCGGCAACGUGGGCUUCCAGAACAAGAAGACGACCUACCACCACGACGAGUCGGUGAGCGUGAAGACCACGGCGCUGGUGGACGUGAUCGCCGACCUGCUCAAGGUGCGCCACGAGGUGCUGAAUGCGGCGCUCACCUACAAGCGCGCCCGCGUCGCCGGCGAGGUGGUCGUCAUCAACUACCGCAUGCAGGAGGCGAUCGCGGCGCGCGACACUCUGGCCAAGUGCGUGUACGCGGCGCUGUUCGACUGGAUCGUGCUGCAGGUCAACAGCUGGCUGCUGGCCAAAAAGGACGUCAGCCGAGAGCACCACGGGCCCUCCAUCGGCGUGCUGGACAUCUUCGGCUUCGAGGACUUCGGCAACAUCAACAGUUUCGAGCAGUUCUGCAUCAACUACGCAAACGAGCACCUGCAGUUCUACUUCAACCAGCACGUGUUCAAGUACGAACAGGAGGAGUAUCUGCGGGAGGGUAUCCGCUGGCAGAACAUCGCCUUCGCCGACAACACCGGCUGCCUGCAGCUGUUCGAGAACAAGAUGCGCGGCCUGCUCAGCAUCCUGGACGACCAGUGCAACUUCCCGGGCGCUACGAAUGAGACGCUGCUGCAGAAGUUCCAUAAGGAGAACAAGAACAACGAGUUCUACGAGGUGCCGCAGAAGUUCGAGCAUGCCUUCCUCAUCCACCACUACGCCGGCAAAGUCAAGUACCAGGUGGCCGAGUUCCGCGAGAAGAACCUGGACCUGAUGCGGCCCGACAUCGUGUCCGUGCUCAAGUCGUCGAGCCUGCAGUUCGUCCGAGAGCUGGUCGGCACCGACCCGGUGGCCGUGUUCCGCUGGGCCAUCCUGCGCGCCUUCUUCCGCGCGCACAGCGCCUUCGUGCAGGCAGGCGCGCGCGCCGCCGCCAGCGCCGCCAACGGACCCGGCCGCAAGCUCAGCUUCCGCAAACCGCCGGCCGGCGGCGCGCCGGAGCCGGGCAGUGUCGGGCCGGCCGCUGCCGCUGCCGCCGGGGGUCGCCGAUGGAGCACGGUCAGCGAGUGCAGGGCUCAGCUGCGCAGCGCCGCGCUGGGCCGCCGGCCGCGCGCCGACUCGGAGGGCGUGGCCGCCGGCCUGCCUGCCGACGAGCUGCUGCUCAGAGAGGCGCAGGACAUUGUCCGUAAGAACAAGUCGUUCCGGCCCCGUGGCCGCACGCCGCCCAAGAGCGUCAAGAGCCUGGAGGGGAUGCGCACGGUGGCGGGCUCUGGCCAGGGCGGCGGCAAAGGUCACGGCUCACGCAAACAGCCGAGCACGGUGACGGCCCAGUUCCAGCAGAGCCUGCAGAGCCUGCUGGUGACGCUCAACCAGGCCAACCCCUUCUUCAUCCGCUGCAUCAAGUCCAACCUGCAGAAGGACCCGAACCGGUUCGAUGACGCCACGGUGAGCCGCCAGCUGCGCUACACGGGCAUGCUGGAGACGGUGCGGAUCCGCCAGUGCGGCUACAACAUCCGCUUCACGUACGAGGAGUUCAUCCAGAUGUACCACAUCCUGCUGCCGCGCGGGCUGCUCAGCUCCCAGUCGGACGUGGCCGAGUUUCUGGCCGAGCUCGGUCUGGGCGAGGACCACCUGCAGCUGGGCAGCACCAAGCUGUUUCUGCGCGAGUCGGUCAAGGUGCAGCUGGACCACGGCCUGCACCAGGCCAUCCUGCGUCAGGUGGUGGUGAUCCAGCGCUGGUUCCGCACCGUCUCCGAGCGGCGACACUUCCUGCGCGUCCGCUCGGCCGCCGUCCGCAUCCAGGCCCAGGUGCGCGGCUUCCUGGCUCAGCGGCUCUACCAGAACCUGCGCGUGCGCCACAUGGCGGCCACGCUGAUCCAGAAGAUGUGGCGCGGCUACGAGGUGCGGCUCUGGUACACCAGUCUGCGCCGCAGCCUCGUCCACUUCCAGGCGCGGGUGCGCGGUAACAGCACGCGGCGCCGGUUCGCCGCCGCCCGUCAGGAGUACCGGCAGCGCAAGGCCAGCGGUCACACCUCUGAGUCGUCGCUCGACAUCUACGGCGUGGACAAGUCGGCGCCGGACGAGGCGUUUCUAUCCAAGGAGUCGUCCCAGGAGGAGCUGGAUGAGCGGACGGGGCCUUUCCCGGCCGAGGCCCAGCGGCGACACCGCGACAGCGAGGAGAGCAGCGGCGUGCACGAGGACAGCGAGCCAGAGUCAUCACAGCACUCGGAGACGCACGCAGCCGGCGCGCCGCCGCCCCCGCCGCCGCCUCCGCCCCCUCCGCCGCCCCCGCCGCAGCAGCAGCAGCAGCAGUCGCAGCAGCAGCAGCAGCAGCAGCAGCAGCAGCUCAGCCAGCAGCAGAGGGAAAGGCCGGCACCGCCGCCGCGUCGCCAGGACAAGCGUUCGACGGUGCGGCGCAGCUGGUCGACCCAGUCUGAGCACCCGGCCGCGCGGCCCACCAGUGUGCCGCUCCAGGAGAAGGCCGCCACCGUGGAGAACGUGGCCGCAGACGCCCGCCUCAGCCCCGUAGAGAGUCCCCUAGAGCCGGCGCCACCCCAGCAGCUCAAGACGCCCGACUCCGACUCGGGACCCGUCAGCUCGCGAACGCCCUUCAACCGAGCCAAAAAACACAUCAAGUCCAUCAUAGUGGGCGCCAAGAAGCCCCCGGGCGGCGGCGGCGGCGGAGGCGGGGGCGGCGGUCCGGCGACCCCGGACAGCGACGACUCGGACACGGAGGGUACGCUGACACUGGGCUCGUCGUCACGCUCCACCACGCCGUCUGUUUCGACACUGAACUCCCUGGCCAGCCUGACGAGCGCGCACAGCGCCGACGAGGCGCGCACCCGCGAGCAGCGCCGGGAGGACCGGCGGCGGAUCAUCGCGCAGCGCGAGCUGGCGCGCGGCGGCGGCGCGUCGGAGCACCCGGCGGUGCUGGACCCGCGGCGGGACAGCGUGUGCAGCUACCCGGCUCCCUACCGGCGGCUGGAGAAGAUGGACUCGACCUCAUCGGGCGUGUCGGAGGAGGAGCAGCGGCGGCGCUCCUCCAUCAGGUCGUAUAACGUGGAGACGCCCCGCUCGGAGGAGGACCGGCUGCGCGCGCGGCUGGCCCACCAGCGCAGCGCGUCGGCCGACCGGGACGCCAAGGCCAGCACGCACCACUUCCAGCGCGCCACCAAAGUGCCCAAGACAGAGACGUGCCUCCAGUGCCAGAAGCCCUUCACCUCGCUCUUUGUGCAGGGCUACAAGUGUUCAUUUUGUAAACAUUACUUCCACCCCAAGUGUGUACAAGCGGCGGCCAACUGCCUCUGCGACCGCGAACAGGGCCUCGAGAUGGACGGCCGGAAAAAGAAGGCUGGUCGAUGGAAGAUGCACGGCACCUCCGAGUUUACCGACCGAGAGGAUAAGGUCAUCUCGGACGCCGCCGAGGUCAAACAGCUCGAGGAGUUCAUCUUCAACAAGAUCGCCGAGCUGGACAGCCGGUCGGGCGGCGACUCGAAGAAGGUUGUCUCGUCGGCCGACCGUGUGUUCCAGAAGGCGCUCAAACAGUUCCGCAUGACGCUACUCACCCAGCACGGACUGUCGCAGCGCGGCGACGGCGCCCUACCGCUCGGCAUCAAGUACCGCGACCUCAUCGACACAUUCACCAGCAUAAUGGCGUCGGUGAUCGGCGACCAGCGCGAGAGCGCAGAGUUUCCGGCCACCAUGGGCGUCAACGCGUUCCGCGGCUACCUCGACGAGUUCCUGCUCACACUGGAUGACAAGCCGCGCGCCAAGAAACACAAACGCAACCGGCGACAGGCCAAAAAGAAAAAGGAAAAGCGGGAGGAGGAGCCGGUUCAGAUGCUGGGCCACAGUUUCCUCUCGAUGGUGAUCAACAUCCCUACUGCGUGCGAGAUCUGCUCCUCGUUCAUGUGGCUCAUGGAGAAGGGCUACGUGUGCCAAAACUGCAAGCUCACCUGUCACAAACGCUGCCAGUGCAAGGUGGUGAUCAACUGCACGCGCGAGGCGGCGGCGGCGGCCCAGUGCGCGCCGCCCGACCGGCGCGUGUUCGGCGUGCCGCUGCCACUGCUGAUGACGGACGGCCGGGUGCCGGCCGUGCUGGAGAAGCUCAUCAGUACGCUGGAGCUGCGCGGCCUCUACACCGAGGGCCUGUACAGAAAGUCGGGCGUCAGCCGGCGCGUCAAACACCUGCGUGACGAGCUGGAGGAGCACCUGGACGAGGUGGACCUGGAGGAGGUGCCCGUGCACGUGCUGGCCGCCACGGUGAAGGCGUUCCUGCGCGAGCUGCCCGAGCCGCUGCUGACGUUCGCGCUGUACGACGACUUUCUGCGGGCGGUGAGCAUCCGCGACCGUCAGGACCAGUCGCAGACGGUGUUCGCCAUCAUCGAGCAGCUGCCGGCGGCCAACUACCAGCUGCUCGAGCGGCUGCUCUUCCACCUGGCCCAGGUGGCGAGACAGGAGCACGACAACCGCAUGAGCCCCAACGCGCUGGCCAUCGUGUUCGCGCCCUGCAUUCUGCGCACGGACCGCGCCAUGGCCGCUCAGGACUCGCUGCACGAUAUCGCCGCUCAGACCCAGUGCGUCGAGCUGAUGAUCUGCGAGCGGCUGGCGCGACUGCGCACCACUCUGGCCGAAAUUGUCACCCUGGAGGACGCGUGCCGUCGCGCGCAGACCCGACUGCGGCCCGAGAGCGAGCAGGCCGCCGAGCUGGAGCACUACCUGCGCGAGCUGCGCCACGAGCAGCGCCGGCUGGCGUCGGCGCUGCCGCGGCUGGCGGCCGGCGGCGCGCUCUCGGCCUCCGAGGACGAGCUGCUGGGGCCCGACUCGCGCGCCGGCUCGCAGGACGAUCUGUCGGCGGCGUCGGCGGCGUCUCCGGCCGACAGCGGCGCCGGCACGCCGGCCUCCACCCCGGCCAGCACGCCGGCCGGCACUCCGGCCACCGGCGCGCCGCCGCCGCAAGAAUGGGUCUGACCGACGGCCGACUGGCCAAUCACCGACCGGCCCGUGCCGUGACGUCACGCGACGCUGCGCCAAUCGGCGCCGGCCCCACAUGCUAGUCAACGAGUGCGCUAGUUGUACAUAUAUGUACUCUCGCGCGCGCGCGCGGCGCGCCGGCUGUCCCGCGGCCCUGCUCGUAUCGACCGUCUGAGGCAUUCCACUCUUCAUCGCUUUCAAUGCUCAACACAAUGCUCCUGCCGGCCGGCGGUCGGCCGGGCGCGCUGGCGCCGCGGACGGUCGUGUGGUUUGUAUCACCUUUGCCGGCCGGCCGGCGCCCGGAGCCGCGGCCCGGUGCCGCUCGUUUCCCAGUGGAAUACUCAGCCGUGCCGCGGCGGCGCGGCGCCUCAGCGUUUGGGUAUUUUACGCGUCGUAUUGACUGACCUUGUUGGGUGUGAUGGAUGUGAUAUGCCGCUGACUGUGUCCGCGCCUCGUGUUACCUGUCUGAUGAACCAAUGUACUGUUGAGAUGGA
Amphibalanus amphitrite is the source of this 6908-nucleotide messenger RNA. Its product is annotated as unconventional myosin-IXAa-like. The record is from RefSeq and is a predicted model, not a curated record. Gene Ontology annotation, molecular function: protein binding; microfilament motor activity; GTPase activator activity. Gene Ontology annotation, biological process: intracellular signal transduction. NCBI's taxonomy places the organism in Eukaryota, Metazoa, Arthropoda, Thecostraca, Balanomorpha, Balanidae. The transcript is spliced from 32 exons. Gene Ontology annotation, cellular component: myosin complex. Bases 283 to 6411 code for a protein of 2042 amino acids.